Dama dama (fallow deer) is the source of this 1730-nucleotide messenger RNA. It is a transcript of the gene AGMAT, whose product is annotated as agmatinase. The transcript has 7 exons. The coding region runs from base 29 to 1114 and encodes 361 amino acids. The record is from RefSeq and is a predicted model, not a curated record. NCBI's taxonomy places the organism in Eukaryota, Metazoa, Chordata, Mammalia, Artiodactyla, Cervidae. Gene Ontology annotation, molecular function: metal ion binding; agmatinase activity.
GGACCAGCGGGGCGGGCAGGCGGGCGGGAUGCUGCGGCUGCUGGCGUCCACCUGCGCGAGGGGCCUGGGGGGUGGCUGGGGCUCGCGGAGGCUGGUUCCCGGGGGCCGAGCGCGUCCGGUCGCGGGACUCUGCGACCUCAGCCGCCGCUUGAGCCGCCAGGCCUCCGACGCCCCCCGGAACCAACCCCCCAGUUCCGAGUUCGUGGCCCGGUCGGUGGGCAUCUGCUCCAUGAUGCGGCUGCCGGUGCAGGCCUCUCCCGAGGGGCUGGACGCCGCCUUCGUCGGGGUGCCUCUGGACAUUGGGACUUCCAACCGGCCUGGGGCGAGAUUCGGACCCCGACGGAUCCGAGAAGAAUCGGUGCUGCUUAGGACCGCCAAUCCUAGCACAGGAGCUGUUCCCUUCCAGUUCCUCAGGGUUGCAGACCUAGGCGAUGUGAAUGUCAAUCUUUACAACCUUCAGGACAGCUGCCACCUGAUUCGAGCGGCUUAUCAGAAAAUCGUAGCAGCCGGCUGUGUUCCUCUGACCUUGGGUGGAGAUCAUACAAUCACCUAUCCUAUAGUGCAAGCAAUAGCAGAAAAGCAUGGUCCUGUGGGGCUGGUGCAUGUGGACGCUCACAUGGACACAGCCGACAAGGCCCUAGGGGAGAAGCUCUAUCACGGGACCCCCUUCCGCCGGUGUGUGGACGAGGGACUCCUGGACUGCAAGCGUGUGGUGCAGAUUGGCAUCCGGGGCUCUUCCAUGACCUUGGAUACCUACAGAUACAGCCGGAGCCAGGGCUUCCGGGUAGUCCUGGCUGAAGACUGCUGGCUGAAGUCACUGGUUCCUCUGAUGGGGGAAGUGAGGCAGCAGAUGGGAGGCAGACCCAUUUAUAUCAGCUUUGAUAUUGAUGGCUUGGACCCUGCUUACGCCCCGGGCACAGGGACACCUGAAAUUGCUGGUCUUACUCCUAGUCAGGCUCUGGAGAUCAUCCGGGGUUGUCAAGGCCUGAAUGUGGUGGGUUGUGACCUCGUGGAAGUUUCACCACCCUACGAUCCUUCUGGAAACACAGCCCUGGUGGCAGCUAACCUGCUGUUUGAGAUGCUGUGUGUUCUCCCCAAAGUGACAGUCGUCUGAACCUUGUCCUGUGAUUCUUCAAGAUGUAACAACAGCUUGCACAGAUGAUAAUUCUCCGGAAGCACUUGUGUGCAAGCAAAAUUUGAGAACUGAAGAGCUGAUGCCAAUAAAACAUUCUGCUAAAAAUGUCAUUGGUAGCUGUAACCAACAUGGCAUUCAGUAAAACUCGAAUCCAAAGAGCCAAUAUUCCUCAGGAGUUUGAAUUAACUUAAAAAAAAAGAUGCACUUGUGCUGUUUUUUCCUUUGAAGAAUGGUGAUGGAGGAUGAAGGGGAGAGGGAUGGAAAAUGCAGUUUAUCUAUAAUUCGGAGGAAUGAAAUGAAAAAAUCCUAUGAAAUCAUACUGUAGAAACAUUCCAGAUUUCUAUAGUAUCUUCCUUUAAAAUAUAGCCCCUACUCUGAGGAGCCUAGGACUGCAUCUUGGUUUUAGGGCUUCUGUGAACAUUAAACAAAGUGUGAAAGGAAAAGAAUGUGCAGAUCCUAAUAAAGAGACUUCCUACUCAAAACCCCAGGAAGAUGCAGGAAUGUCUUCUAAACCACGUAACAUGAGCUGGCCUCCGAAGGGCUGCUUAUACACUUCCUGAACUUACUCCCUCUAAGCCUGUGUUACAUUAUCUUC